Molecule: messenger RNA, 2373 nt
Organism: Marmota flaviventris (yellow-bellied marmot)
Lineage: Eukaryota; Metazoa; Chordata; Mammalia; Rodentia; Sciuridae
Gene: Mrm1
Product: mitochondrial rRNA methyltransferase 1
Biological process (GO): rRNA methylation
Cellular component (GO): mitochondrion
Molecular function (GO): RNA binding; rRNA (guanine) methyltransferase activity
Source: RefSeq, a predicted model, not a curated record
GUGUGUGAGAGAGAGAGAGAGAGAGAAGAGGUGUGUCCUGGGUCACUAGGGAUCUGAGCAUUGAGCAAAGGAGUCCAGCCAUUACCUGUAGUAAUGCAUCAGUUGGGCUAGUCAUCAGGGACAUGAGAGGCCGAGAUAUGACUUGGGAAGAGAAUGAGCGGCCAAGGUUUGGGAAGUAUGGUUGGGGUCCUAUUAAUUGGUGAUGAGGUCUGACAAGGAGAAGCCUCUGGGAAAAGUCCCCAAAUGGGACGCGCCUGGAUGUGGGGAGAGAGGCAUCAAGACUGACUUGGUUCAACAGGAGGAAGGCCAACCUGUUCCGUGAAUUCUCAUUUGCUAGUGUGUGGCCGAACGCGCCGGCCCCCCGCGCUCUUGGGACUUAUCGGGGGACAGCCGCAAAGCCGGCUCAGCCUCACUGCGGGUCCGCCAGCUCUCCGCUGUGGGUAGCGCUCUCGGCUCAUCCAGCCCUGCAGAGAGCGCUGUGGGCACGUCCUGGCGAUCCGGCAUGCGCAGUGCGUCGUGGGGCAGGAGGUGGGGCUGCCGGAACCCGGAAGCGCAGGACCCACGUGGAAAUCGCGGAGGGGUGGGGGGUGGACGGGCACUGUGUGGCUCAGCUGUCGGGUUCAGGGAGUCCUCGAGCUGGUAGUGGGGUCUGUUCGUCCCUGAGAGCAGCCGUUGUGUCCUCUUCACCUGCACGUGGCGGUGACUCCUCGCCAGGACGCAGCUGGGGGCUUCCCGGCACGGCCCGCACAAUGGGGCUGCUCUCGACCCUCACGGUCUCUACCUGUUACUGCUCUGGUCGUCUGGUGGCCCGUCAUUUCUCCCGUGGGGUGCGGCCUGGCGGGGAGGAACUAAGCCGCCUGAGGCUGGAUGACUUGGCGCCGACCCCGCGGCUAGAGCUGCUGUUUGGCUUGUCCCCGUGUCUCCUGGCUCUGCGAGCCGCCCGCCGCCGAGUGGCCCGGCUCCUGCUCCAAGCCGGCAGGGCUGGACUACAGGGAGAGCGGGCCGAGCUGCUCCGGGAAGCGGAGGCGCGGGACAUCCCAGUUCUGCGGCCCAGGCGGCAGAAACUGGACGCCCUGUGCCGCCACCACGUGCACCAGGGCGUCUGCAUGGAGGUGAGCCCGCUGCGGCCCCGGCCUUGCAGGGAAGCGGAGGAAGUAAGCCCAGGCGACAACCACCAGCGACUGUGCCUCGUCCUUGAGGGGCUCCAGGAUCCCCGGAAUCUUGGUGCUGUCCUGCGCUCCGCUCACUUCCUCGGAGUGGACAAAGUCAUUAUAAGCCAGAGAAACAGGCACGGGCACUCCUUAUUCCCCAUGUACCCAACUUGGAGCUGCCCGCUCACUCCAGUAGUCAGCAAGGCCAGUGCGGGGGCUAUGGAGGUGAUGGAUGUGUUCUCUACUGACGACCUGGCAGGUUUUUUACAGGCCAAAGCCCAGCAAGGCUGGCUUGUGGCAGGCACCGUGGGCUGCCCGGGGCCUGAGGUUUCGCAGUCCUCCCAAACCCCCAUCAUGAGUUGCUUAGAGUUCCUCUGGGACCAGCCUACUCUCCUCGUGCUGGGGAACGAGGGUUCUGGUCUGUCCCAGGAGGUGCAGGCCUCCUGUCGGCUCCUCCUUACCAUUCUGCCAGGGCGCCAGCUGCCUCCCGGACUCGAGUCCUUGAAUGUGUCCGUGGCUGCAGGAAUUCUUCUUCACUCCAUUUGCAGCCAGAGGAAAGGUUUCCAUGCAGUGGAGAAGACAGAGAAGCCCCUCAAAGACCCACAAGAACCACCAGCUAUGUCCAAAGGACUCUGAGUCGCUCAGCACCCAGAAUCGUCUUCAGGAUCAGAAAAAGAGAGGCAAAUGGGGGCUUAGGGGGCUGUCCACGAAGUGCACGUGAUGGUGCCAGGACAGUUGCACACACAUCCCCAGGUCUGGCCUGCUGGCACCUCUUCUGGAGUGUACACCCAAGCCCCUGUUCCUUGAUGUCAGUCAUUAACUGUAUGGCCGGGGACCCUGCAGUAAAGACCGGAGGAGUUCAGUCUCCUAUUUUGCUGUGGACCUGCAGUUGAAGAUGUAGUUUGGUGAUUUCCAGGAUGGGCUAUGGCAAAAGUCGAGUGGAAGUUGAGGCUUCAGAAGGGAAUCAGGCAGCCCAGUCCAGGGUCCGACUGCUCCUGACCAGGUGUUGCCUGUGGUGAAUGUUGAGUGUGAGGAUGUGGAGGGAGGCCGAGGCCUUCCUGUGGGAUAGACGAAGUACAAAUCAAGGACUGUCCCCAUGUGGGCCUUAAGUACAUGUCUUUAUCUUGUGGUGCCCAGGACCUUGGUCUGCACCUACCUACCUCACAGGGUUGUUGUGAGGAGCAAAUAAAACAUCACCUGGUAUCAUCCAUUAAGCACUCCA